This is a messenger RNA of Heterobasidion irregulare TC 32-1, 1836 nucleotides long. RefSeq names its product laccse sensu stricto (gene lcc2). The coding region runs from base 21 to 1610 and encodes 529 amino acids. Gene Ontology annotation, molecular function: copper ion binding; oxidoreductase activity. The transcript is spliced from 14 exons. The record is from RefSeq and is a predicted model, not a curated record. Lineage: Eukaryota; Fungi; Basidiomycota; Agaricomycetes; Russulales; Bondarzewiaceae.
CUCUAUACCUCUAGGCUACAAUGCUAGGCCUCUACCAGGUCAUUCCUCUCGCGGCCUUGUUGCCCACGGUUGCGCUCGCUUCAAUUGGCCCUGUUGCCGAUUUGCACAUCGUCAACAAGAACAUAUCCCCCGACGGCUUCAGUCGCGACACCGUCCUCGCAGGCGGCACAUUUCCCGGCCCUUUGAUCACAGCGAACCGAGGCCAAUCAUUCAGCAUUAAUGUCUUCGAUGACUUGACAGAUAGCACCAUGGACGUUGCUACCUCUAUCCAUUGGCAUGGCCUCUUCCAGCACACCACCAACUGGGCCGAUGGUCCUGCCUUCGUUAAUCAAUGCCCAAUCAUUCCUGGAAACAGCUUCCGUUAUACCUUCAGCUCAGCGCAACAAUAUGGGACGUAUUGGUACCACUCCCACCUGUCUGCUCAAUACUGUGACGGUCUGAGAGGUCCUUUGGUCAUCUACGAUCCCCUUGACCCCUAUAAGUAUCUAUAUGACGUUGAUGAUGAGAGUACUGUCAUUACUCUUGCAGAUUGGUAUCAUUACGUUUCCACCAACCCUCCCGCCGGACCUCCUUCACCGAGCUCUACUUUGAUCAAUGGCCUGGGCCGCUAUCAAGGAGGUCCCAACUCCACUUUGGCAGUUGUUGGAGUGACGCAAGGGAAAAGAUACCGCUUCCGACUCGUCUCUAUGUCCUGCGACUCUAAUUUCGUGUUUUCCAUCGAUCAACAUAAGAUGACCAUCAUCGAAGUGGAUGGCAACAAUGUUAACCCCUUGAUCGUUGACUCCGUGCAAGUCUUCGCGGGUCAACGUUACUCCAUCGUCGUAAAUGCAAACCAGAAAGUAGACAAUUACUGGAUUCGCGCAGCGCCCAACACGGUACCCCCGGGUUUCGAUAAUGCCCGCAACUCAGCUAUUUUCCGUUACAAAGGAGCACCCACUGUUGAUCCUACGACGCCUUUAGUCGCAAGUACACAGCCUAUGGUCGAGACCAAUCUCCAUGCUAGGGAGAAUCCCAGUGCACCUGGAAAACCCGUACCUGGAGGUGCCGAUAUUAACUACACCCUUGACGUCACAUUCAACGGCACCGCUGGGUUAUUCGAAGUCAACGGCACAUCAUUUUCCCCACCCACCGUGCCUGUUUUACUGCAAAUUCUCAGUGGGGCUAAGAAAGUAACAGACUUGCUCCCCAAAGGCAGCAUUUAUGAACUAGCCCCAUACAAGAGCGUUGAGCUUGUGAUUCCGGGGGGCGCGAUCGGCGGUGGCCACCCUGUUCAUCUUCAUGGACACUCGUUCUCUGUGGUUCGCAGUGCCGGAAACAGUUCCUAUAACUAUGCCAAUCCCGUCCGUCGCGAUGUCGUCAACAUUGGCACGUCUUCCAGCGAUCAGACGACCAUCCGCUUCUACACCGACAACCCAGGGCCUUGGUUCCUCCACUGCCACAUCGACUGGCAUCUUACCGCCGGAUUUGCUGCCGUCUUUGCUGAAGACAUCCAAGACACGCCUCUCGUCAACCCAACUCCUGCUGCCUGGAAGGACCUUUGCCCCGACUAUAAUAAUGCCAAUGCACAGGUCAAGGUUAAUACGCUACCUAAGAAGCUUCAAAACCCUUGAUUAUUGUACUUGGGGUAUCAAACAUUGCCUGAAGAAUGCAUAUGCACCCAUCUCAGUUUCUCCUUUAUGGGCUCAAGUCGCCUUCCUCUCAUCUUUAUUUGCAUCCAUACUUAUAAUCACCUGCACUGUUACUUUACGAUCUUGGAAACCUGCCUCAUCGGACGCUGUAUUUAUUCUGCUGCCAUUAUUAUAUACUGGGCGUCGCGCGAUGAUUGCUUUCUAAGUC